CUCUCUCUCUCUCUCUUGGUGUUUUUAUUCGCUUGUGUUUCGAAAAUAGCUUCACCACUCUCAAGCUCUGUCUUCUCCAAAGUGCUCUUGCACUCGAUCUCUGCACAGCUCGUCUUUUACGAAUCCGGAAAUAUAUAUGCAGGCUUUCUUGCCAUCAAGAACUUUGGGAGGUUAGACCAAGUGGAAUGUAAAGAUAUUUUUUCAAAAUGGGCCCUUCAACUCGUGACCAGCUUUCAAAGAUUGAAACAACCUGUGAAUCCCUUCUGUAUGAGCUUCAGGUGAUAUGGAAUGAAGUUGGAGAAUCGGAUGCUGAAAGAGACAAAAUGCUCCUCGAGCUUGAACAAGAGUGCCUUGAGGUAUAUAAGAGAAAGGUUGAUAUAGCGAACCGUUCUAGGGCCAAUUUGUGCCAAGCAAUAGCUGAUGUGGAAGCGGAACUUGCAACCAUCUGUUCUGCUAUGGGUGAGAGACCAGUUCAUCUCAAGCAGUCCAAUCAAAAUGCUGCAAGUUUGAAAGAAGAGCUCAUGGCCAUCACUCCUCAAUUAGAAGAGAUGAAAAAGAGAAAAAGUGCUAGAUUGAGUCAAUUCCUUCAAAUCAUGGAACAAAUAAGAAAGAUCUCUAGUGAAAUUUGGCCAAAUGGGGAAGCUCUGCCCAAACUUCUUGUCGAUGAAACUGAUCUUUCCACUAGAAAGUUAGAAGAACUUCAGAGACAACUGGAGGCACUGCAAAAGGAGAAGGCUGAUCGGCUUAACCAGGUGUUGGAACAUUUAAAUGCAUUAAAUGCAUUAUGUAUAGUUCUUGGGGUAGAUUUCAAGAGAACGGUGAUUGAAGUGCACCCGAGUUUAGACGAAGCUGAAGGAACGAAGAUUGUCAGCAAUGAUGUGAUUGAGAGGUUGGCUUCUAUCAUACAAAGACUGAGGGAUGUUAAAGUACAAAGAAUGAACCAGCUUCAAGAUCUCGCCACUACUAUGCUAGAACUUUGGAACUUGAUGGACACACCAAUAGAAGAACAGCAGUUGUUUCAGAAUGUAACAUGCCUUGUUGCUGCUUCAGAAAAUGAGCUUACAGAGCCUAACACUCUUUCAGCCGAUUUCCUCAACUACGUAGAGGCAGAAGUUUUGAGGCUUGAAGAGCUGAAAGGAAGCAAGAUGAAAGAACUCCUCCUGAAGAAGAAGAUUGAACUAGAAGAACUGCGCAGAAAGACACAUUUGGUUGUUAAAGAAAACAGUGAACUUGAGAUUGCUAUUGAAGCCAUUGAAGCUGGUGUUAUUGACCCAUCUCUAAUCUUGGAGCAGAUUGAGGCUCAGAUUUCAGGUGUAAAAGAGGAAGCUUUUAGCAGGAAAGAAAUCCUUGAGAGGGUUGAGAAAUGGAUGGCUGCUUGUGAAGAAGAAGCCUGGCUGGAGGAGUAUAACAGGGAUGAAAACCGUUACAGUGCGGGUAGAGGAGCCCAUCUAGCACUGAAACGUGCUGAGAAAGCUCGAGCUGCAGUUCAAAGGAUUCCUGGAAUUGUUGAGGCCUUGUGCAAUAAAAUCAUAGCAUGGGAGAAAGAAAGGGGCACUGAUUUUACAUAUGAUGGCGUCCGUCUUUUACCAAUGCUAGAGGACUAUACUUUUCUCCGCGAGCAGAAAGAACUAGAAAGAAAGAGACAAAGGGAUCAGAAAAAACUCCAAAGUCAACUUAUAGCUGAACAAGAAGCACUUUUUGGAUCCAAGCCAAGUCCUUCCAAGCCACAGAGCGCUAAGAAAAUGCCUAGAGCUUCUCUAGGCGGUGCAAGCCGAAGAUUAUCCCUUGGAGCUGCCGCAAUACAGCCAACAAAACCUGAUUUUUUAUGCAGCACUAAGACAACAAAGAGAGCAAACGAGCGCAGCUUCCUUGUUUCUCCUGCAAAGAAUCAUGUGGAUACUGGAAUUUCUGUAAAGAAACUGUCCUUCAAUUCAACAAAUCUGAAUGGUUUCCAGUCUGACGAUUCGGGAAAACAUUACAAUGCGACGAAGAACACGAACGCUAAGCUUACAGAAACGCCAAGAAAGCCAUUUGCCCCUCUGACUCCGACCAGCAACCUGCCAUUUACUCCUCAGAUAAUCCACAACGUGGUUGCUGAGGAAGAGAAUUGGACACCUAAGACUACUAGAACCAUGUCGACGCCCAUGAAGAUGGCCAACACUCCCGCUCCUUUUUCUGCCGCUUAUGAAGCAGAACCAGCUUCCAUUACAAAAGCAACGGAGGAGAUGGAGUAUUCCUUCGAAGAAAGAAGACUUUUGUUUUACUCGAGAAGAUAGAAAGAGGACUUGCUUUUUACGUGAGCUUUUUUGUCUUGCAAACCUAAGAUUUCUUUUAUUGCGGCGAAUUGCAGUUUGGUUAGCGCAUCGAUGUACUUCCGUACGCAUUGAAUUUCCCGCAGCUCCAACUUCAAAUGAGUAGACAUGUUAUCAAAAUUAGUUGAUAUUGUCAUCACAACUUAUUAUACUCUU
Phalaenopsis equestris is the source of this 2468-nucleotide messenger RNA. Its product is annotated as 65-kDa microtubule-associated protein 3-like. NCBI's taxonomy places the organism in Eukaryota, Viridiplantae, Streptophyta, Magnoliopsida, Asparagales, Orchidaceae. Gene Ontology annotation, biological process: microtubule cytoskeleton organization. Gene Ontology annotation, cellular component: cytoplasm; spindle. The record is from RefSeq and is a predicted model, not a curated record. Gene Ontology annotation, molecular function: microtubule binding.